AUGCGCAGACAGAACUCGAAUGAUCGGCGGAUGCAACGCUCGGGCUCUUUAUCAAAAACAAUCAUGGGUUUCUUAACAACAUUUGUGGUUAUGAUCGGAGCCGUAUUCACAUAUUUUGUUCAAGGCUUGAAGCGGGUAUAUCGAGGGUACAAGAAAUAUCAAGUUGUUAAAUAUGAGCAUGUUCAAUUAUCACCUCUAACUAGCCAUCGUCUACUGGUUGUCAAAAAGAAAAUAUUAGUAUUAGACCUUGAUGAAACAUUAAUUCAUUCUCAUCAUGACGGUGUUGUUCGACCAAUGGUAAAGCCUGGAACUCCGUCCGACUUCACUAUCAAAGUCACAAUUGAUCGUCAUCCCGUAAGAUUUUCGGUUCAUGCUAGACCGCAUGUGGACUAUUUCUUAUCUGUCGUGAGUCAAUGGUUCGAUUUGGUAGUAUUCACAGCUAGUAUGGAAGUAUAUGGAACACAUGUAGCUGAUAAACUCGAUAGAGGAAGAAAUAUAUUAGGCAGAAGGUACUUUCGUCAGCAUUGUACAAUGGAUUAUGGAGGAUAUACGAAAGACCUUAGCGCCAUUCAUCAUGACUUAUCAUCAAUUUUUAUUUUAGACAAUUCGCCCGGUGCAUAUCGAAAAUUUCCACAGAAUGCAAUUCCGAUACCUUCCUGGUUCUCUGACCCCACUGACACUUGUUUAUUAAACCUCUUACCUUUUCUGGACGCACUGAGGUUCGCGUCUGAUGUGAGAAGUAUACUAAGCCGGAACCAACAAUGCCAACAGGUGUGGUAA
Messenger RNA from Auanema sp. JU1783, 780 nucleotides. The record is from the annotation of a GenBank genome assembly. NCBI's taxonomy places the organism in Eukaryota, Metazoa, Nematoda, Chromadorea, Rhabditida, Rhabditidae.